Molecule: messenger RNA, 4224 nt
Organism: Durio zibethinus
Lineage: Eukaryota; Viridiplantae; Streptophyta; Magnoliopsida; Malvales; Malvaceae
Source: RefSeq, a predicted model, not a curated record
UUAUCCAAAACAUUUAUUUUUCGUUUUAUUUUUUUGGGUUUAAUUUUAAAUAGUAUCUAUCAACCGUCAUUGUAACCGAACCCGCUCCACACAUCACGAAAGCUGGCUUUUCCUUUGCAACUAGAACGAACAACCACGCAAAGCAACAACAACGACUCCUUCCUUUCGCCAACUAAACACUCUUUCAGUGCUUUCGGUAACCUGAACGAAGCUCGAGUGUGAGGGUUUUAGUAUUGGAUUUUUGUGAUUGAUGGCUGAUACGAGACGAAACGACCACGUUUUCUCGUCGGAAGUCGGGAUUCCUUCCGGAUUGAAUCGGAUCAAAACCCCGCGAGUUUCUUUGAAGGAACAACCGAGUACAAAACUGGGCGAGUUGAACGAGUCAAGGACUUCGAAGCCUCCUUUGAAGCAGAAACAGAACUCAGUCGCUCGUGGACAAGGAAAAACAUCCGGUUUCUCUAAAGAAGUGGAACAAAAAGGAAAGAAGAUAGCACAAUGGUUUUCAUCAUAUAUUUCAAGGAAUUCCACUCAAGCCUUCAAUAAUGUUACAAAUAUUGAUGGUGGUGGCUCAGAAGUUAUGACACGUGAAAAAGAGGAAACUUCAAGGACUAAACUCGGUUACACGGAAAAUAGGUUGGAAGGAAAGCAAUCUUCAGCAGAGAGUGCAUGCUCUAACAUAGUGUCAAAAGGUCUAAAGAGUUUUUCACAUGAAUUAGGUCCUAAGGGUGGUAUUCCAUCUGCCCAUCCUCGAGCCCACAGUUACAAUGAUUUAAAGGAACUAUUGGGUUCAUUACAUUCAAGAUUUGAUGCUGCUAAAGAGGUGGUGGACACAGAGCUGGCUACUUUUGCUGGGGAUGUGAUGGAUGUUCUUCAGACCAUUGACUCCUCAUCUCCAGAGGGUCGCAAAAUGGCAGAGGAUCUUCUGUUUCUUGCUCAACAAUGUGUUGAAAUGACCUCUUCUCAGUUUCGCAUUAAGUGUGAAACAAUAGUUCAAAAUUUGACUGAAAAAAGACAGCAGUGUCAAACAGUAUUGGUGAAGUGGUUGUGCACGCGCAUGCUCUUUAUUUUGACACGCUGCACAAGGCUAUUGCAAUUUCAGAAAGAGAAAGAGCCGAUUGACAAGAAAUCUCUUAAAAAAUUUAAGAAAUGUUUAGAAAGCAUUCCUGCUGUUGAAACGAGUUGGGUUCCCACUGCUGCAGUUGCUGAUUCUCAUUCAGCUAAUGCUAUAUAUCAGGAGGCUGAUGGUGAAUACAAAUUGCAGGGAGAAAAUAAAGUGUCUUCUUUCCCUGAGCCAGCCGGACGGCAUUGUAUAACUUCUGGAAAAGAUUCCACUAUUCUUGAGAAAAUUUCACCUACACAGAGAUCUCGAUCUGAUUUUACUUCACAAGAGCAGCAAUUUUGUCAAGCUGACGGCAGUUUUCUAAGAAAUUCAGUUAACACUUCCUGUUGUAGUUCACUUCAUGAGCACAACCAUAAUUUUGAUGGUUCACAUAUUGAGCCUAAGCGAACACUAAAUGGGUCUGACUCAGUAAUCUGUAGAAUAUGUGAGGAAGCUGUUCCUAUUUCUCAUUUAGAAUCUCAUUCUUAUAUAUGUGCAUAUGCAGAUAAAUGUGCACUAAAUUGUAUAGAUGUAGAUGAACGGCUUGUAAAGCUUGCAGAAAUAUUAGAACAGAUUAUAGAGUCACGGAAUUUGAGCUCAUUUGGGAGCCCCGAGAAUUCAAGGAUGCAAAAUCUGAGCUCUGCAGUCAUAUCUGAAGGUUAUUCUCCCAAGAUAAGUGAGUGGCGAAACAAGGGUGUUGAAGGAAUGUUUGACGACAUACAUGAGAUGGAUACUGCCUGCAUAGAGGAUUCUCAUCCAUCCUCUAUUGACUUUAAGGGCCAUUUAGGCAUGAGGCUUGGAAACUAUGGAGCAUCAUCCUCAACUGGGAGCAUGACAUCUGUAUCCUCUACCAAUACUCCAAGAGCAAGUCACUUUGAUUCUUUCUGGUUGGAGCAUAACAAUCCUUCUGAACUAGAGGACAUGCAACAGAUGGUUGACCUUUCAGAUAUAGCCCGUUGUGUAGCAGGAACAGACUUGUCCAAAGAAGGGUCUCAUGAGUUUUUGCUUGCUUGCAUGCAAGACCUGCAAGAUGUUUUACAGCAUAGUAAGCUUAAAGCUCUUGUAAUUGACACUUUUGGAGGCAGGAUAGAAAAACUUCUAAGGGAGAAAUAUUUACUUGCUUGUGAAGUAACACAUAUAAAAAGUCCAACGAGUUGCAGUGAACAAAGGGAAAACUCUAGACUCUUCUCAGAUAAUACAUCUCAAAGUAGUACAGUGUCAACUCCUUUAAAUAUGUCCCACAAAGAGAGGACAACAAUAGAUGACUUUGAGAUCAUCAAACCAAUUAGCAGAGGUGCCUUUGGUAAAGUCUUUCUUGCACGCAAAAGGACAACGGGUGACUUAUUUGCAAUAAAGGUUCUCAAAAAAUUGGAUAUGAUACGUAAAAAUGAUAUUGAGCGUAUAUUAGCAGAGCGGAAUAUACUCAUAGCAGUUCGAAACCCUUUUGUGGUCCGAUUCUUUUAUUCAUUCACCUGUAGAGAUAACCUCUAUUUGGUUAUGGAAUAUCUCAAUGGUGGUGAUCUGUAUUCUUUGCUCAGAAAAGUUGGAUGCCUUGAGGAAGAAGUAGCUCGUACAUAUAUUGCAGAACUGGUUCUUGCUUUAGAGUAUCUCCAUUCCCUUGGAAUUGUACAUCGCGACUUGAAACCAGACAACAUACUGAUUGCACAUGAUGGUCACAUUAAGCUUACAGACUUUGGGCUAUCAAAAAUUGGUCUCAUAAACAACACAAUUGAGUUGUCUGGACCUGAGACAACUGGAAACACUUCAUUAGAUGCUUGUAAUCUACAAAGUCAACAAAUAGAGGGUAGAAGUCGACACUCGGCUGUUGGAACACCUGACUACCUGGCCCCUGAAAUUCUUCUUGGCACUGAGCAUGGUUAUGCUGCGGACUGGUGGUCAGUGGGGAUAAUCUUGUUUGAGUUCAUAACAGGAAUUCCACCUUUCACUGCUGAACACCCUGAGAUAAUUUUUGACAACAUUCUGAACAGAAAAAUUCCAUGGCCAUCUGUGCCUAGUGAGAUGUCCUAUGAGGCUCAAGAUCUAAUUAACAGGUUUCUUAUACAUGAUCCCAAUCAGCGGUUAGGUGCAAAUGGAUCAACUGAGGUAAAAGUGCAUCCUUUCUUCAAUGGAGUUAACUGGGAUAGUCUUGCACUGCAAAAGGCUGCCUUUAUACCACACCCUGACAGUGCAGAUGACACCAGCUAUUUUGUAUCACGUUUUCCUCAAAUUUCCAGUGGAAUCCCUGAUGAGAACGAUUGUAGUAGUUCUGAUACUGAGACUUGUGAGUCAAACUCAAAUGGUGGACUUGAGAUGGAUGAAUGUGGUGACCUAGCGGAGUUUGAUUCUUCUCCUCUUAAUCUCUCAUUGAUUAAUUUUUCUUUCAAGGCAUCUAUUGCUUUAUUUAUAGGGGUUAGAGAUGAACUGGGUUCAGCGCAAGAUCUAUCUCUACAAUGCCACCUUUGGACUCUACAUGUUGGAUUGGUGGGAGCGUUACCUUUUCAAUUUGUUGGUGAUUGUGUUGAUGUGGUUCAUUUUCUACAACAGCUCAAAAUAUGUAACUGAGUUCUUCAAGAGGCAUUUAUCCCAAGGGUGGGAGUUGCAUUGGCAUGACAGAUUGCAAUGGUGAUCCGAACGUGAAAAUUUUGAAUUAUUUGGUGGAAAUCUAAUUUGGUGUGGAUUUACAUACUACUUUGUUAGUAUGUAGUGAACUGGUGCUUGUCUCACCUGUAUUUUACACUUUUUCAUAGCUAUUCCUUGCAAAAUAUAUACAACAUUGGCACUGCUGUAGUUUUUGUUGGUAGUGUCCUAACACAAAGCUUUUGUGUUCCACUUAAUGAUGCAACAUUGUAUUUCCCUUCUCUUCAUAUGAGCUUUUAACCAGUGGUUUUACUUUUUGCUUUUGGAUGAUGUAAAUCUCAAGGGCUAACAGAGAUGAAUAUUUAUGUCUUGGUAAGUGCAUGUGAUGGUGUUGCUUCAUAUAAAAUCAUGUAUACUCAUAAUAGCUAUGAUAAGAUGAGGAUGUACUCGUAUAUACUCAUAGCUAUAAAAUCAUAAUAAUAUGAGAAGAAAAUGAACGUAGGUGAGAUAAAUAUACUUAGGUUAAUAUGUGGUAAGAUUAAAAAAAA